Caenorhabditis auriculariae is the source of this 3725-nucleotide messenger RNA. The record is from the annotation of a GenBank genome assembly. NCBI's taxonomy places the organism in Eukaryota, Metazoa, Nematoda, Chromadorea, Rhabditida, Rhabditidae.
AUGUUGAACGACUUCGCAAUUAAUGAUAAAUGUUACGACGCAACUAAUAUUCGCUACAACUCGUCUUAUAUUCCUUCUUCUAUCAAAAUAUAUUCCGAUUCCAAGUCAUGCGAUGCCGCGAUCCUCGCUUCUCAAAAAGGUUGGUUCGCCAAGGUUGGAAAAUCAAAGGAAGGCAAUUUAGGUCCUUCUGACAACCUUCCAUACUGUCCUUCUCAUCUUCUGGAGUUCCAUGUGUCACCAACGGCUGUUUUGAACCCCGGCAACACGUGUGUUCUAUUUCUUCAAUGGUUUAACCAUCAAGAGUUCAGUUAUCCUUACAUGGACCUCAACAUUUCGGUCACGCCUCACCAGAAAGUUUCUUCACUGUUCAUCCGUCUGCAUUGCGUGUAUGCUCCUGACGGCGAGGACACUUAUUGUCAUGGUCAUAAGGAAAUGGUCAGCUUGUGUUUAUCCGAGAAUAAUUAUUCAUUAAAUAUUUCAGACGGUGAACGGAGUUUGGUUGUGGCCAUGUCGGGGACUUUCAUUGAACGGUGUUGACGUUGAGGUUUGUUGUUCUUUUUUUUCGACAGUGUCCGACUUUUCGCUUUUGAGGUUCCGUUCCGUUUUGGCUACGGCUGUUUUCGAUUAUUCGCUCACUCCCAAUAUCUUAUCAACGCUACCGUCUAUCCACAGAAAUGCAGGUUUUUCCAAAUCAUAUUUUUAUCGAUGUUAAUAUGAGAAAUUCCAGAUCCACGCUUCUUGUGACUGCUCCUGUAGAUAGUCAGCUAUUUCCAUCCAUAAAAGAGUACUACGAAGAAAGAGGAUCGAAAAAGGUUGGUUUCUUGUUUUAGGAUUUAUUUAUUCUUUUAUUUUUGAUUUUUUUCUAAAGAAUUCACUCGAUGUAGUAUUUUUUUAAAUUCAUUCCUGGUAGUUGACCAUAAUUUUUGCGUGUUACAAGUUCCUCCCGCAGAGAGCUCUUGAUGUUUGAAGUUAAUCAAUAGAUAAUACACCAGAAAAAGGAAUUCGGAAAAGUUUCAGAUUUGAUGUCCAAAAAUUUUAUCGAAAGUUUUGAGUUGACCAAAAAUAAUUUCUGAAGGUACUUUUUUUGCAAAAAAAUUUUUCAACUUUACAAAAAAAUUAUUGGAAAUCUUCUCACCACUUCUGUUUGCAAGCGUUUCUUUUUUCAUGUUUGAAGGUUAUAGGAAACCAGUGAGAAUGAGCUGGAGAACGCGUGGUCUCCCAUGUUGAUACUCGAUUUGAGCGAUGUCGAUGGAGUGUGGUUCAGAGUGCAACCUUUUCCCGAAAACUUGGGUUUUCAUAACCUCAGUUUCGAAAGAAACCAAGCUAUUUCAGUUGGGAGUGUGUCGUUGCGCGUUUUUCGCCGGGAUUUGCAAAAAGAUGACGAUUCGCUGGUCCUUUCGCGAUCUUUUGAAGUCGAGUCGCCCUAUAGCGGAGUCAAGGUCUAGUUUGUUACUAACAGGCACAAUCGAAUUUUUUUUUCAAUUUUUGCAUUUCAAAAAAAGAUCAACUCAAAAAGUUAUCGAGGAAGUUGGAAAACUUUUUAUUUUUUUUUCUUAAUUUUUGGCUAUUUUGUGUUUAUUUUCAAACUCGAAUAUUAAAUAAAAUCAAGGAUUUUGAAAAAGUUAAAAGAAGUCAGUUUUCUCAUCUGAGAAAUCAUAAAUUUUGCUUCCAGUGGCACGACGUCCCGAGUGGAGACUAUUUAGUUUAUGCCUACGUCCAACGUCAUGAUUGUCUCCUGAUUUGUGACCAGGCUUCUAAGGUUUGAGACCUGAAUCGGAGAAUAAUAAUCAAAAAUGAACUGGAGGGAUGCCAAGUCUGCCCUCACACUGAGCUGAACUUCACGAUGGCCGAGCAUCGAGCAGGAUUCUCUUGGCGCGCAGUCAGGGCGAUCCGCGACAGCGGCGUCCAGCUUUUCGUUUUCCUUCUCUGUAUGUAGUUUGCUCGAAUUGAAUUUCAAACCUCCAAUCUUUGAGGCAUCUUUGCCGCUAUGACGGUCCUAGGCGUUCUGUACUGCUUCUAUCUCCAAAGACGCUCCAAACAUCGGACUGCGCAAGAACUUCCGCUGCUGCGUCGCAUCCGCGUCCUACCCAUUUAUUCCGACGACUGUGAGGAGCACACGAAGUGUGUUUCUGCACUGGUCGAGAUUCUGAAGAACGACGCGAAUUCGCACGUUUUCUUCGACGCAGAGGAGCUCAAUGUGCCAGGUUUGUGGACGUUUGCGACCGAAAAAUAUCUAUUUUCCCAUUCACCUAAUUAUUAUAUGUUUCUGGGAUGCAUUGGAUAAUUUCUGUCAUUUUUUUUUUGUUGUGAGUUUCGAGUUUUUAAGAGACAUAUAGAGUUCUCAACAUUUAUUGAGCGAAAAAAAAGAAUAUUCUCACUAGUCAGUGAAAUCUAGAAGGUUUCAGGAGUGAAACCGUCUCGCUGGCUCGUGGACACAUUCUGCAAGACGGACAAAUGUCUGGUGCUCGUGUCGCCUUGUGUUCCCGAGCUUCUCCGUCUUGAUUCCGACUGUGGCGAAAAACGUCGACUGCGCCAGAACCGACCCUUUCCGGACCUCUUCGUUCCAGGAGUGGAUAUGGUCAUACGGGUUGGUGGUUCUCUGCAGGAAAAACUUGAAUCGUUGUUUUUUGAGGAGUGCACAAGAGUUCCGUCAAGCGUCGUCCAACCGGAGCAGGGCUUCUUGGCCUCUGAACGUCGAUUUGCCGUCGUUCGCUUCUCUUACUCUCCUCCGACGCCUCCUCAGCUUUCUGCUCUGGGCCUGGAAACUUUCAAUCGUGGGUUGAUUAUUUUUCUUGAAAAUUAGGUCUGAGAAGAAUUUGGUGUGCUUGUUAUAUAGGAAACGAACAUAUUUUAUCAGAAAACUGAAAGAAACAAAAACUAGAGUCAAACUAGAGAUUCCAAAGUUAUCUUUCGCUUGGUUUCUCUUUUCAAAUUCAAAGUCUUACUGGUUUUUUCAAUCUUCAGCCAAAUUAUUUUCAUCAUUGCCAGUGAGAAGGUGAAAAAAAUUGGUUUUUUGUUCUUUAACGUGUCUUCAAUUUUUGGAGAUUUUUUCACUCUUCUUGACUUUUUCCUUUCUUUAAUUCUUUCUAGAGACUUUAUGUUCAAUCAAAUUUGAAAUGAGAGAAUUUUCAGUUCCCGAGCAUUUCUCACGUCUAACUGCGUUCCUUCAUGACGUCAACGCAUCUUCUAACGAGAUAGUUCAUAAUGUAAGCGAAGAUCAUCGUAUUGGCGUUAUAUUCACGGCUCCAGAUUGCCGCCAAUCGCUUCGGAGCCUUCGUCAAAGCAACUGAAGAUAUGGAGGAAAUGAUGAAAUCGGCGGACGAUUGGAUGGAAUCGCGAUGGGAUAUUGAGGUACAUUUUUUGAUAGGAGAGGGUUUUUUUUUUGGCUUUUUCAAAACUUUUCAUAUCUUCUCUCUUUUUUCAACUUUUUUCUCUCUCAAAACUUUUAUCAAUUCUUCAUUUUAUAUCAUAAUGAAUAAAUGGACAGGAGCCGGUGACCAGUGUGACUGACGUGGUCGACGAUAUUUCGUUCAUCUCCAAAACUCCUGCCCAAACUGCCGCCGAAGCAGCAGCCGAGUUCGGCAUUUUGCCUCCAGAUAAUGUUUCAUUUUUCCUUUUUUUCGAAAUUCUAAUAUAAUCCUCAGAUGGAAGACGAAGAAGAGGACGAUCAUUCAAACUUCAAGCUGCUACCGCCUGACUCGGAUUCGGAUUCAUCGACGACUUGA